Tupaia belangeri chinensis (Chinese tree shrew) is the source of this 693-nucleotide messenger RNA. RefSeq names its product casein beta (gene CSN2). NCBI's taxonomy places the organism in Eukaryota, Metazoa, Chordata, Mammalia, Scandentia, Tupaiidae. The record is from RefSeq and is a predicted model, not a curated record. Gene Ontology annotation, cellular component: extracellular region. The transcript has 5 exons. The coding region runs from base 1 to 693 and encodes 230 amino acids.
AUGAAGGUCCUCAUCCUCGCCUGCCUACUGGCUCUUGCUUUUGCAAAGGAGGGUGUGGAAAGCUCUAGAAGCAGUGAGGAACUCAUUACACCUAUUGAGGAUAACCUUGAGACCUCUAAAUAUGAGCAAGAGCAACAAAGAGAGGAUGUACACAAAAAAAUCCACCCCAUCCAGCCACAGCCUCUACUCUAUCCUUACUUGCAGUCCACCCCUUCCUCUGCCUUUCCACAAAGCAUCUUGCCUCUCUCUCCUGUGGCGGUGCCAUCUUUCUCUCUGCCUAAAAUGAUGGAAGCCCCCAAACUUAAAGUCCUUCACAAGGACAGACCCAUGCCCUUUCUUAAACCUUUGAGAGUGCCCCUUCUGGACCCUCAUGUCCUGAAUCUCGUUCAACUCAAAAAUCAGUUGCCUCAUUUCCAGCCCCCAAUGUACCAGGUCCCUCAGCCUUUUUCUCAGUUUCCCAUCCUUCCUCCUCUGUCCUCCCUGCAUCAUCCCCAACCCAACGUCGUGUUUUUUCCCUGGGAAGCUGUGUCCUACCCUGUGGCCAGCCCCCAGAGAGCAAUGUCUGUCCCAGCCCUUCCACAGUACCAAGAACUUCUGUUUAACCCCAUCCACCAGUUCCCUCUGACUCAAGGAUUCCCACCAGUCUACAAUGCUGUUGUUGUAAGUCCAAAUUUAUUUACUUUGGUGUUUUAG